Messenger RNA from Solenopsis invicta (red fire ant), 2130 nucleotides. RefSeq lists its product as uncharacterized. Lineage: Eukaryota; Metazoa; Arthropoda; Insecta; Hymenoptera; Formicidae. The coding region runs from base 1524 to 1919 and encodes 131 amino acids. The transcript has 3 exons. The record is from RefSeq and is a predicted model, not a curated record.
GGUUUAAAUGGUAGCAAAACUUAUCAAUCAAAUUUUCACCAUAGAGAAAUCGGCCGCAAAUUUAUCACAGGGUUCGGCGGCCAAAUUAAAAGUUGUGUUUAAUUUGGGACCACCGUGUAGAUCGUGGCGAACGCGAGAAAGAGACGCGGAUAGAUAGCUAGAUAGUGGAAACGGGAGAAACGAAGAGAAACGGAACAUGGUCGAUGUGUCUAGCGUAACCCGGCUGACUGGCUGGCUGGCUGGCUGGCGGACGGGCUGGCUGGCUGGCUGGCUGGCUGGCUGGUUGGUUCGGGUAGUAGCUGGCUGGCUGGUUCGGCUGACUGGAUCAACCGGGGACCGUCUAGCUUGCGUCUACCCCGCCGCACAAGCCAACCCGGCAUUAUCUAUACGUCUAGACACCCCUGCGCCACCGAGAGAAGACCAUAGCGGUUUGGCGCUCCGCUUGUAAUUUACAGCGCGCCCCGCCGUGUCUCUACACCCACCAACUCUCUCUCUCUCUCUCCCCCCCUUUCUCUUUCUCCUUCCUUUCUCUACCUUUCUCUUCAUCGCUCUCUUCUUCUCUCCGCCUCUUUCGCACUUCUGACGACGGCUAAGAUCGCACUUGCACCUCCUCUGCUCGAGUUUUUCCGCGCGGCCCCUUCCUUCCCUCUUCCUCACCUGUUCCCGCCUUGACGUUCCUUCAUUUUUCUGCCAUCCGAUACCAGCUCGAGUGACUGGGAUCGAAAGUUCACCGACGUUAUCAUAAAUCUCUCACGUCUAAAUCGCGAGAUCAUUUUUCUUAUAAUUUCGUAUGAAACGCGAUGGAAAUGAGAUAAUUACAUUCGACGACACGGCGCGACGCGUGAAUUUGUUACCGCAUAAGUCCACGGUUAUUUGGUCGAAAAUUCACGCUCGUGCGUUUGUAUUGCCCGUUCAUUAGAACGGGAAAUUGUUGCCGAGAGUUGGAUGUUUGUAAUUUCAUGGAACAAUGGCGUGGCAAGCUGCAGACGUUAUCGCAUUUAUUAAUACUGAUGCGCAGAUAUAUUUGCAUCAAGGUCGGUAGGAUGCAUGCAUGCAUGCGAUCUCCCAUUCGGUCAUCCCUCCCGCAAUCAGACUUUUAUAUGACUAUUUUAUAGCGGUUAGAGGAAGCUCUGUUAAUCCUGAUACUAGAUAAAAACAAGCCCCGUCUAAAGUACGAAAUAUGCGUCUGCGGUUGGAAAGGCAAAGCAAAAUUUCCAAUCGAUUCCCGCUAAAUAAGCGGGGCGCAGUAAACUUUGAUUAAAAAUCCUCGUGUAUAUCGUUCGCAUUCUAAUUCAUUCUAACAGUCGAAAUAAUUGUGAAUCAUUCGUAGGCCGUACACUGCGUUGUUUUCCCAAGAUUUUAUUCAAACAGCAUCAAACUAGAUAAUUGCGCCAGGAUAGCGAGUGAGUACGGCGAUGAACUUUCGAAUUUCGGAACGAAGGAAGGAGGACUAGAGGACGGCGCGAUUUUCCCAGGGGUAUAAAUCGAAGGGAGAUGCAGGCUGCGACGACGAAGGAAGACGGAUGGCUAGACGGAUAGAUCGACAUCGAAAGAGGGAGAGACGGGAGAGAAUGGCGACGGCGAUGAAGGCGCAGACUAUGGCGCCGAAGUCAGGGGUUGAACGGGCUGAUGUUUUAAACGAUGUGCUGGCGGAGGAAUGCAGAAAAGCGGGACUUCCGGCGAACACUUUCGAGCGUGACCCGCCGGAAGACGCGGCCGAACGUUCGCCGAUUCCUUUGAAAGCUUCACCGGCUUUCCCCAGGACGACAUCCGCCGAGAUCGGCCAUCGUUCAUCUCGCGCGGAAUACAACCUGGAAUUCGCGGGUCGUCUCUACGUCUCGCCGAGAUGGACGAUCGACCCUCCACCGGAUACCCCAGAAUUACGCGCGGUGCAACAAAAAUUUAUCUUCCUAGGUUGAAAGAGAAGUCUUAAUAUCAUAUAGAAAUAUUCAUGUACACUGAGAAACAAUUUUUUCUGUAAUGCAAAAACAUUUACUUGAAAGCAUAUAAUUUGCGAGCAUAGAUUUGUUUGCUCUGUUUCAGUAAAAAUAUUUAUAACUUUUUAAAUAAAUAGAUAUGUUAUCUUAAAUAUAUAAUUUUGUAUUUUUAUAUUUUUUACAUUUAAAUAAU